This is a messenger RNA of Ostertagia ostertagi, 1149 nucleotides long. Lineage: Eukaryota; Metazoa; Nematoda; Chromadorea; Rhabditida; Trichostrongylidae. The record is from the annotation of a GenBank genome assembly.
AUGAUUUUGCCUCAACAGCAAGUGGUAGCUGCCCAAGCGCACGAUGUAGUCGAAAGACGCAGAAAGCUAGGCAUAGCGGCUGCAGAUGGUGCGCGUGGUGAAGAUGAAGGACAAGGAUCGUCAGGCAUAGCGGCUGCAGAUGUACAAGCGCGUGAUGAAGAGGAAAGGCGAGGAUCGCCCGGCAUAGAGGCUGUAGAUGUAGAAAUACAUGGUGAAGAGGAAAGACGUGGAUCGCCCGGCUCAGCGGCUGUAGAUGCACAAGCGCAUGAUGAAGGGGGAAGACCAGCAGAUCAACAGGAUGUGCGUCAUCGACCACCUACAUUUGAAGCACCAAUUAUAUCAAGGGACCAGGUCUGCUAUACAACGAACAUUAAUGAUGAUCCAAAUUAUAGAGGUGGUGCUAAUGUACACAGCUGGUUCCGGACGAAACCUUUCAAGCCGUUAAUGUUCGCCCAUCAAUACGACGAUUGGAAUGAUGGUGAGGUAGAAGCAAAGCAGUCGUACUACAUGCAAGCAUUUUUAAUUCCGACAAGCAGCAGUCGUGGUGAAAGAUGGAUGAGCGCCGUAGACGAACAACUGAAAUUGUGGAGGAAAUUGAUUAGACAACAGCAUCCUAUAUUGCAAAGUUAUUCGGCAUAUCUAGAAACGAGAACGUUAGUUCGUGUACGUGAUGAGAGCGGUGAACGAGAACUUCAUCAGGAAUUGCGCCAAUCACAAAAAGCCUAUGCAAGUAAUAUUGAACGAUUCAUGCUUGUCGCAAUGCGUUCAAGAAAAAGAUUAGGCCAAACGGUAUCCAUCGACGAUGCCAUCUAUUCAUGUGAAAUCAUUACGGAUUUCUUCCGCAAACUACAAGAUGCAGGCGUUGUGGUCAGUGUGAGGUCACUGUUCGCGCAUUCAUUGCUUUCAUUCUACAAGUACUUGAAUCUAAAUAUCGGCACAGUGGCCGGAAACCUUCGAUUUGCCGCGAUUGCUUAUGGUAUACGAAUUACCGAGAACGAAGUUGAAAAAUCAAGGAAUGAGAACAGAUCACUCAAGACAUAUGACGAUCUCAGUGAAACGGAAAGACAGCAGGCAUGGGAGGCUUACUGUGUGGUGAGAAAAAUAGUGAACUGUGUACAGAUUGAAGAACGUAUAGAAGACAUUAUGGAG